GGUGGAUAUAAAAGAGCACCGGUUGGCCGAGGGGCUGUAGCUGGAAACCAGUAGCAGUGUGCUCUACUGCCCUCUGAGCUUCUCCUGUUCGGACAGACGACACCCAAGAAAGCACCAACAUGUGUGACGACGAGGAGACCACCGCCUUAGUCUGUGACAACGGCUCAGGCCUGGUGAAAGCUGGCUUUGCUGGGGAUGACGCUCCCAGGGCCGUCUUCCCAUCCAUCGUCGGCCGCCCCCGUCAUCAGGGUGUCAUGGUGGGUAUGGGUCAGAAAGACUCAUAUGUAGGUGAUGAAGCUCAGAGCAAGAGGGGUAUUCUGACUCUGAAGUACCCCAUUGAACAUGGUAUCAUCACAAACUGGGAUGAUAUGGAGAAGAUCUGGCACCACACAUUUUACAAUGAGCUCCGUGUGGCACCUGAGGAACACCCAACUCUGCUGACUGAGGCUCCCCUGAACCCCAAAGCCAACCGUGAAAAGAUGACCCAGAUCAUGUUUGAGACCUUCAACGUUCCAGCUAUGUAUGUGGCCAUCCAGGCUGUUCUUUCCCUGUACGCCUCCGGUCGUACCACAGGUAUUGUGCUUGAUUCUGGAGAUGGCGUUACCCACAAUGUACCCAUCUAUGAGGGUUAUGCUCUUCCUCAUGCCAUCAUGCGCUUGGAUCUGGCUGGUCGUGAUUUGACUGACUACCUCAUGAAGAUCCUGACUGAGCGUGGCUACUCUUUUGUCACAACAGCUGAACGUGAAAUUGUGCGUGACAUCAAGGAGAAGCUGUGCUACGUUGCCCUGGACUUCGAGAAUGAGAUGGCAACUGCUGCCUCAUCCUCCUCUCUGGAGAAGAGCUAUGAACUGCCUGAUGGUCAGGUCAUUACAAUUGGCAACGAGCGUUUCCGCUGUCCCGAGACUCUCUUCCAGCCAUCCUUCAUUGGCAUGGAAUCCGCUGGUAUUCAUGAGACUGCCUACAACAGCAUCAUGAAGUGUGACAUUGACAUCAGGAAGGAUCUGUAUGCCAACAACGUUCUCUCUGGUGGGACCACCAUGUACCCUGGUAUUGCUGACCGUAUGCAGAAGGAGAUUACUGCUCUGGCUCCAAGCACAAUGAAAAUCAAGAUCAUUGCCCCACCUGAGCGCAAGUACUCUGUCUGGAUUGGUGGCUCCAUCCUGGCUUCCCUGUCCACCUUCCAGCAGAUGUGGAUCAGCAAACAGGAAUAUGAUGAAGCAGGCCCCUCCAUCGUCCACCGCAAAUGCUUCUAAAGUCAUUUCCUUCUCCUUCUCCUUCUCAAUACUUGCUCAGGAUGACUUUGUAGCACAUUGAACGGCUGUUGAAAGACAGAAGAGUUCAAUUUCAAAUAUGUAACAGUUUUUGUUACUGUGAGAAAGCUGCAAAAAUAGCAUGUUUGUCAACAUGUGAUUGUAAAAUGUACAUAACAAGUAUUAAUUUAUUAAAUCCACUGUCUCCUAUUUUUUGAGAGCAGUGCCACUCUAUUUAUGGAACAGACCAACAAAAUGCAAAGAAACCUGAUACAUAUUUGGCUGACCCUUUCAUUUCCAAAGACUGUUAAUUAAAAAGUCCAAUGAGCUUAUGGUUGUCUGAAAAAUACAACUCAAAGAUGACACCCACAAAUAAAUUUUUAAGAACCUUU
Messenger RNA from Polypterus senegalus (gray bichir), 1642 nucleotides. RefSeq names its product actin, alpha cardiac muscle. NCBI's taxonomy places the organism in Eukaryota, Metazoa, Chordata, Cladistia, Polypteriformes, Polypteridae. The transcript is spliced from 7 exons. Bases 120 to 1253 code for a protein of 377 amino acids. The record is from RefSeq and is a predicted model, not a curated record.